GUCUCGUCUGGCCUCCUUCAACCCUCACAACUCAUCAAUCUCCCCUGACCUUUAUUCUCCAUCACCAUUGCCGACGAUCCAAGUCCAAGACGCCACCCCCGGCCUACUUACAUGUGCUGAGCCACGUUCUGCCAACCGCCCGGCGCGUCGUCAAGCAAUACUUGGCUUCCGCGGUCCGGCCAGGAAGUCCCGAUCGAACGCGUAUCCCGCCAACAUGCCGCGACCUACAUUUACCAGCAAGCUCUCGCUUCCGCACCGCCUCAAGCACCCGCAAUCCAGCAACUCCAACGGCGCCAAUCUCACUCCCACGUCUGUGCCCCAGAGUCGCAACGGGAGCCCCAAACCCAAGCAAAGAUCAGACAUGUCUGAACAACACCAAGUGCCCGGUUUAGUCCUGCGAGCGAAUGUCAUCAAGGGCAGAGAUCUCGCUGCAAAGGACCGGAGUGGCACUUCUGACCCAUACCUCGUCCUCACCCUCGGCGAUGCAAAAGUCACCACCCCCGCCAUAAACAAGCAACUAAACCCCCAAUGGAAUGAGACGGUCGAACUGCCCAUAUUCGGCGAGCAGAGCCUCCUGCUUGAAGUCGUCUGCUGGGACAAGGACCGCUUUGGCAAGGACUACAUGGGCGAGUUUGACGUCAUACUUGAGGAUCAGUUUCAGAAUGGACUCACACACCAGGAGCCGCAGUGGUUCCCCCUACAGUCACGGCGAUCCGGCAAGAAGAAGUCGAUUGUGUCAGGCGAGAUCCAGAUCCAGUUCUCCCUCAUCGACCCCCUCAACCUCACUGCGACCCCUGAGCAGACGCUACAGAAGUUCUUCGCCAUUGCCACACAGACACCGAACCCCGAUGACGACGACGACGAACUCCUGAUGCAGAGCAACAGCAACCCUACCGACGCCGAAGACGAGUCGAGCUCAGACGAGGCGCAGGAUGAGUCGAAGAAGGCUGAGAAGAGGGAGAAGCGGCGAAAGAAGCUCAAGUUGGCCAAACUCAAGAGAAAGGCAAAGGGCAAGACUCAGUACGAAUACUCAAGUACCGGCGACAUAGCUGGUGUCCUCUUCCUAGAGAUUCAAAAGUGUACCGACCUGCCACCAGAGCGCAACGUCACCCGCACCACAUUCGAUAUGGACCCCUUUGUCGUGACCUCGCUCGGCAAGAAGACGUACCGAACCAGAACAAUCAGCCACAACCUGAACCCCGUAUUCGACGAGAAGCUCAUCUUCCAAGUCCAGCGGCACGAGACCAACUACUCUGUCAAUUUCACCGUCAUGGACAAGGACAAGUUUUCAGGGAACGACUACGUUGGCACAGUAAACUUCCCGCUCGAAAAGGCUGUUUCCACAGCCCCCCAGGAAGACCCAGAGACUGGCCUCUACAAGCUCCCUGAACCGUCAGACUCUCCUGGCAUUUCUCCUUCGGAUUCCAACGGCAAAAAAUCCCGCUUCCGUCUUCCAAUCUCUCGCUCCGGCUCCACUCACAGCCUUUCGCGUCUGUCUCGGCCAUCUCUAAAGAAGGAAAGCUCGACUGGUUCGCUGACCGCACAAGACUCGGUUCCCGUUAUGGGCACAAGCGCCCCACAGACCACUGCAAUCGACUCCAACGGUAAUCUCGCAGUUGCUGGCGCGGUCAACAUCAACACCGCAGAUGAUGAGGAUUUGAAAAUGUACACACUCCCUUUGGAGCUGAAACAGAAAGAGCGUUGGGAUAACAAGCACAACCCCACCCUUUACAUUCGCGCAAAGUACCUGCCAUACAAAGCCCUUCGACAGCAGUUCUGGAGAGCUAUGCUUAAGCAAUACGAUGCCGAUGAAAGUGGUCUCCUAGAUAAGGUCGAGCUGACUACCAUGCUGGAUACCCUUGGCUCCACUCUACACGAGUCGACCAUAGACAGCUUCUUUGAGCGAUUUGCUGACCAACACAAUGGGGACCAACUCCUCACCUUUGACGAAGCCGUCAUUUGUCUGGAAGAUCAGCUCCAGCUCACAGAAGCGAGAGACGCAAAGAGGUCGGGCUACCUCGAAUCAGGCACACAGACUCCCGCGUCGACAUCUGGAAUGCUUACACCAAUCAAUAAGAACGGCUCUACUACAUCCAUCCCCGUCCUAGAGACCAACACGUUGGGCCAGGGGGGUGAAGAAGGCGAGAACAUCCAGAUUGACGACUUGGCGGAUGAAAAGGGCGAGGAGCAUGUCAUCGAAAUUCGUGAAUGCCCCAUAUGUCACCAGCCCAAGUUGAACAAGAGGUCCGAUGCCAACAUUAUCACACACAUCGCUACAUGCGCAAGUCAAGACUGGCGGCAAGUUAAUAACAUCGUCAUGGCCGGAUUUGUCACUUCAAGUCAAGCUCAGCGAAAGUGGUACUCCAAAGUCAUCACCAAGAUCUCUUAUGGUGGCUACAAGCUGGGUGCGAACUCGGCAAACAUUCUUGUUCAAGACCGUCUUACUGGGCAGAUUAACGAAGAGCGUAUGAGCGUAUAUGUCCGCUUGGGCAUUCGCCUGCUCUACAAGGGUCUAAAGGCAAACAACAUGGAAAAGAAGCGAAUCCGAAAGCUGCUCAAGUCUCUCAGCUUCAAGCAGGGACGCAAGUAUGAUGAUCCUGCUUCGGCCUCGGAGAUUGUACCAUUCAUAAACUUCCACCAGCUCGACAUGUCCGAGGUACUACUGCCAACAGACCAAUUCAAGAACUUUAACGAGUUCUUCUAUCGCGCACUGAAGCCAGGUGCUCGUCCAUGCUCUGCUCCAGAUGACCCAAGAGUUAUCGUUUCUCCUUCCGAUUGUCGAUCUGUUGUGUUCAACACAAUCGACUCAGCCCAGGCUAUCUGGGUCAAGGGCCGUGACUUUACUGUCGAGCGUCUGCUUGGUGAAGCAUACCCUCAAGAUGUGAAGCGCUACCAGGGAGGUUCUCUCGGAAUCUUCCGAUUGGCACCGCAAGACUACCAUCGAUUCCACAUUCCUGUCGAUGGUGUCAUGGACGAACCGAAGACGAUUGAGGGAGAGUACUACACAGUCAACCCAAUGGCUAUUCGCUCUGCUCUCGACGUAUAUGGCGAAAACGUUCGUGUCGUGGUUCCUAUUGACUCCGUCGCUCAUGGCCGCGUCAUGGUCAUCUGCGUUGGCGCCAUGAUGGUUGGUAGCACAGUCAUUACGCGCAAGAAGGGCGAGCAAGUGAAGCGUGCUGAAGAGUUAGGAUACUUCAAGUUUGGUGGAAGUACCUUGCUGCUUCUCUUCGAACCUGGUCAGAUGAGAUACGACGAGGACCUUGUGGACAACUCAAACUCUGCCCUUGAAACGCUUGUCCGCGUUGGCAUGUCAAUUGGUCAUAGCCCCAACAGACCAGCAUAUGCCCCUGACAUGCGCAAAUCCAACCCUACUCUGGAAGAGAAACAGGACGCUAAGCGCCGUAUUGAAGGUAGCCUCGCUCCUGAAGGCGUGAAGGGACCCAUGCCUGGAGCUGGGAUGUAGAAUAGAUCUGAUUGCAGCAAGGAUUACGUAAAAGGCGUGGGUAGGCUUGGAUAUUCAUCACUUUUCUGGUGGGUGUACCUGGAGUAAGGUCAUGACAUGGAAGCAUAUGUUAGCGGCGUAUGUAAUCGCUUCACGCUUGUGAGUGUCUGAGCGACUUGACUUUGGCUGGUGAGCAUAGAUGGAUGAAGCAUAUGUAUAUAGACAGCGUGUGACGCUCGGCCUGUGCCAAAUAUCCUUACACCUAC
Molecule: messenger RNA, 3708 nt
Organism: Pyrenophora tritici-repentis Pt-1C-BFP
Lineage: Eukaryota; Fungi; Ascomycota; Dothideomycetes; Pleosporales; Pleosporaceae
Product: Psd, Phosphatidylserine decarboxylase
Biological process (GO): phospholipid biosynthetic process
Molecular function (GO): phosphatidylserine decarboxylase activity; calcium ion binding
Source: RefSeq, a predicted model, not a curated record